Messenger RNA from Gambusia affinis (western mosquitofish), 3490 nucleotides. It is a transcript of the gene cacnb3a, whose product is annotated as calcium channel, voltage-dependent, beta 3a. The transcript has 14 exons. Gene Ontology annotation, molecular function: protein binding; high voltage-gated calcium channel activity. Gene Ontology annotation, cellular component: voltage-gated calcium channel complex. The record is from RefSeq and is a predicted model, not a curated record. Gene Ontology annotation, biological process: chemical synaptic transmission; regulation of voltage-gated calcium channel activity; neuromuscular junction development. The coding region runs from base 309 to 2024 and encodes 571 amino acids. Lineage: Eukaryota; Metazoa; Chordata; Actinopteri; Cyprinodontiformes; Poeciliidae.
CCAACUUCAGCGACGCACGGACCUGUUAGGACCGACGCCUCGGCGUUGAAGGUUUAAUUUAGCUCCGAUGUCUCUCCUGCUCGCUGCAGUCUCUCUACCCUCCGAUGUAACGAUUGUUUUUACUCUAUCAUAGAGAGGGAAAUAGUUUGUUUCCCCUAGCUUUGCAUGAAUGUUACGGGUCGCUUCUUCCUUCCUUCCAGUGUUUUUUUCCCCUUCUCCUUCCUGCAUAUAGAUGUAUUUGGUGCGUCUUGUUUCCUCCUCCAGUAACGCAUGUCUGUGUGCCGCCCGCUUCCCUGCGCUCUCAAUAGAUGGUGCAAGUCAAAAUGUCCAAAUCGCCCGUAGACCCUCUGUCUGCUGUGGAAACCGGCUCCCAGUCGCAUUAUUUCCAGAUGCCCAGGAAGUUGCCUAAACGUAAGAGUCGCUUCAAACGCUCAGAUGGCAGCACGUCCUCAGACACGACAUCCAGCUUCAUCAAACGACAGGGGUCGGCUGAUUCGUAUACCAGUAGACCGUCGGAUUCAGACCUGUCAGCCGAGGAGGACCGCGAGGCGUAUCGGCGUGAAGCCGAACGCCAGGCACAGCAGCAGCUCGACAGAGCUAAGUCCAAACCUGUAGCGUUUGCCGUAAAGACAAAUGUGAAUUACUGCGGAGCUCUGGAUGAGGACUGUCCUGUCCAAGGAGCUGCAGUUAAUUUUGAUGCCAAAGACUUCCUGCACAUCAAAGAAAAGUACAACAAUGACUGGUGGAUCGGGCGGUUAGUGAAGGAAGGAGCGGACAUCGCCUUCAUCCCCAGCCCUCUGCGACUGGAGGCCAUGAGGCUCAAACAGGAGCAGAAACAGAGGAAAACAGGAGGCAACUCCUCAAGUUUAGGGGACAUGGUGUCUGGAAGCUGGAGGACCACACCGCCAUCUGCAGGUGAAUCUAAACAGAAGCAAAAACAGGAACAUGUCCCUCCCUAUGACGUGGUGCCCUCUAUGAGGCCGGUGGUCCUGGUGGGACCAUCACUGAAGGGCUAUGAGGUGACAGACAUGAUGCAGAAAGCUCUGUUUGACUUUCUGAAACACAGAUUUGAAGGAAGAAUCUCCAUCACCCGCGUUACUGCCGACCUGUCCUUAGCAAAGAGAUCUGUCCUGAACAAAAGACCCAUCAUGGAGAGAUCCAACACCCGCUCCAGUCUCGCGGAGGUUCAGAGUGAGAUUGAGAGGAUAUUUGAGCUUGCCAAAACCCUGCAGCUGGUCGUUCUGGACGCUGACACCAUCAACCACCCCGCACAGCUCGCUAAAACUUCCCUCGCUCCCAUCAUCGUCUACGUGAAGGUUUCCUCGCCAAAGGUGCUGCAGAGGCUGGUCAAGUCCAGGGGGAAGUCUCAGAGCAAACACCUGAAUGUGCAGAUGAUGGCUGCAGACAAACUCUCUCAGUGCCCCCCGGAUAUGUUUGAUGUCAUUUUGGAUGAGAACCAGCUAGAGGAUGCUUGUGAGCAUUUGGCCGAAUACCUGGAGGUCUACUGGCGCGCCACUCACCUGCCAGGAAACACCCCUCUGAACCCGCUACUGGAGCAGAGCCUGAUGACCCCGCCCUCCGCCAUCUCCAGUCUACAGAACAAGAACCAGACACAGCCGCGGGACGCAGUGGGCUUGGAGGGCGAGGAAGAGGAGGAGGAGGAAGCUGCUGAGGAAGCCCACUCUCCGUUGGAGCAGGACAGUCUCAUGCCAUCUGAUGAGGCCAGCGACUCGCUGUCCCGUGGCCGCAGGGGGAGCCCAUGCCACACGGGGGUUGAGGAGGAUGAAGAGGAGGAGGAGGAGGAAGAAGAAGAGGAAGAGGAGGAAGAGGAUGGUUGCGCCUCCCCCUGUCAUGGGCGCUCAUAUAGGGACAGGUACCCCUCCCACCGAGGGCAUCCAGGCAGCGACCACAGCGCCAACGGGCACGAAUCACAGGACAGGCUGCUCCAGCGCGAAGCCCAGCAAGGUCACAACCAGAGGAACAACCGCCAGCGCAGCCGCCCCUGGCCCCGAGACAACUACUAGGACCAGCGCCCCCUUCUGGCCUCCAGGCCGCCAACACUGCUCCCCUCCUCUCUGAGCCCCCCUCCCGGCUGAUGCACAGAUCCAAACACAUUAUUUAGAAAAAAAAAAAAAAAAAGGAAAAAAACGUAUCAAAAGUCCAAUUCUUUACUUUACAGUCAGUCAUUGUGAAUCGGUAAUCUAGUUCUUAUUCCUCCAGGCUCCUAUUUUCUGUAAAUCGAGAUGAAUGCUCGUCUCUCCGGGGUCAAAGAGUUCCAGUUAAAUUCAUCAGGGCUAUCCACCUCUGCAACAGAAAGGUUUCAGGCUACCAGCUGAAUGCAGACUCAGACGUUAGCUGCUUUGCCUAAAGGUUUCUCUAUUGUAGGAUGUCGCAUAUACUGGCCUUAAAAUUCCUAAGACUUUUAACUAUCUUUACUAUUGCAUGUAUAAUUAUUUCAAGACGAUUUGCACAUUACGGCAGUACAGGAAGUGAAUGAUCUUUAUGGAAUAAACUAAUGUAGGAAUGUCCCGUGUUUUAUCCAUUUAGGGUUAAUUGUAAUGCAUUUGAAUACGAUGUAUAUACUGAAUGGCCACCUGGUUUUGUUUCAUUGCUACUUUCUUUGUCUAAUUUUUGUGGCUAUGGGCAGAUAUUUCUUGCCAUCCAUUUGUACACGUAUCACCUCAUAUGUCACCAACAGUGCAGUAUGUUCUGGACAUCCCUUGUCUUUGCUGUUGCACAAUCACUGACACCUCUAUUAAUCUAAAAAUGGGCAAACAGAAUGUAAAUACAACCAAGGAAGGGAAUGUUCAGAGUAUUCCAGGGGACAAAUUAUUUGCCAAAAUGUUUGUUUACAUCAGUUCAUUCACAUAUGUCAAGCACAUGCUGCUGCCCAGCUGCAGCUCCUCUUGAAAUCAAUGCUUCACCGAAUGUAAGCUCGCAUGCCUUUUGCACCUCCAGCACCACCUGGUUUCUCUGACCUGACCAAUCGCAACGUAAUUCGAUUGUAGCACGCUAACUGAUUGUAGCAUCCACACUUCCCGCACAGAUAGCACCCUCUGUGGAAAACAUGGCGUCAUUUCUGUGAAUACCGCAGUCUUUAAAGGCUGGUUUUUACCAAGGCGGAUCCUCAGGUGUCAAGUCCUCAACUCCACGUUACAAACUCGUCGGGCUUCGAAGACUCGUAGCACCAAUGAUGCCGUGUCUGUCUGUUCCUGUGCGGAAGGCCGGGAGAGUCAAAAACCUGUGACUUUUUGAGUGGAGCUGCAUGCCCUAUCUGCUGUUUGUUGCAUUGUUUACAUGUGGAAACAACAUUGAAGCAAUGCAUCAACGACAAAAAAAAAAAAAAAAAAAAGUGUUUGUGGCCCUAUCUGCCUUUCAUAUUAAUACUGCUGUAUGGAAAGACAGAAAAGCCAAAAAUAUCUACUUUUUUUUUUUUUUUUGUAAUGCUUGCAUGUUAAUGUUUUCACAUUGGGCAUAAUUUAUUAUGUAC